AGCGCCGCGCAGGGCCUCGAGAACCCCGAGGCCGCUGGCGCUUGCCGCAGCUCGCCCCUUUCGGCUCCUCCCUGUCGUGCGUAGAGUGCGUGAGCCAAGGCGCCCAGAGCCAGCGCGGUGAGGACCAUGUUGCUUCCGAACAUCCUGCUCACCGGUCAGGCGCGCGGCGGGGAGGCGCUGGGCUGCGGGCAGGCCACGGACCUGAGUGCUGUGGGGCGUCGGGCGCCAGAAAGGGUGCCGUGCCGUUCGGUGUUUCGAGGUACACCAGGGGUUGGAAAAACCACCCUAGGCAAAGAACUUGCAUCAAGAUCAGGACUGAAAUACAUUAAUGUGGGUGAUUUAGCUCGAGAAGGGCAGUUAUAUGAUGGCUAUGAUGAAGAGUAUGAUUGCCCCAUUUUAGAUGAAGAUAGAGUAGUUGAUGAAUUAGAAAACCAAAUGAGUGAAGGUGGAGUUAUUGUUGAUUACCAUGGUUGUGAUUUCUUCCCUGAACGCUGGUUUCAUAUAGUUUUUGUGCUGCGAACAGAUAACAGUGUAUUGUACAAAAGACUUGAAACAAGGGGUUAUAAUGAGAAGAAACUAAAAGAUAAUAUUCAGUGUGAAAUUUUUCAAGUUCUUUAUGAAGAAGCAUUAGCAUCCUACAAGGAAGAAAUAGUACAUCAGCUGCCCAGCAAUAAACCAGAAGAUCUAGAGGAUAACAUCAAUCAGAUAUUGAAGUGGAUUGAGCAGUGGAUUAAGGAUCAUAGCUCCUGAUUUACAAGACUACUAGCCACUUUACAACCACUGUUGUUAUAUCUCUGCCAUAUUGAAUAAAUUGUCCAAUUGUCAGUAAAGCUUUUUUAUUAAAAUUGAGCUGCAAGACUAGUAGAUGGAUGGCCUAAAGGUUUAUGUGUGGGCUUUCUUUCUCCAUGAGAAAGCAAAAGUCUCAAGUAUAGUAUAUAUAAUAUCAUUAAGGAUUGAUAGUAAAAACUGUUCAUUUUAAAUGCUUCAACAGCUAAAGAAUGAAUAAAUCUGACCACA
This is a messenger RNA of Neofelis nebulosa (Clouded leopard), 1017 nucleotides long. It is a transcript of the gene AK6, whose product is annotated as adenylate kinase 6. Gene Ontology annotation, molecular function: AMP kinase activity; ATP hydrolysis activity; ATP binding. The coding region runs from base 127 to 750 and encodes 207 amino acids. The transcript is spliced from 5 exons. The record is from RefSeq and is a predicted model, not a curated record. Gene Ontology annotation, cellular component: nucleus; cytoplasm. NCBI's taxonomy places the organism in Eukaryota, Metazoa, Chordata, Mammalia, Carnivora, Felidae.